Molecule: messenger RNA, 142 nt
Organism: Sphaeroforma arctica JP610
Lineage: Eukaryota; Ichthyosporea; Ichthyophonida
Exons: 1
Biological process (GO): DNA damage response; DNA replication
Cellular component (GO): nucleus
Molecular function (GO): double-stranded DNA binding
Source: RefSeq, a predicted model, not a curated record
CUGGGAAACACUGACAGAGUUUAUCAUGCACCUGGGGAAGGAAGGUUUGUGCGUGGUGGAUGAAACACCCAAAGGUUGGUAUAUUACCUACAUAGACAGAGAUCCACAGACCCUGGCCCGGCAGGAAGCCAUUGCUAAGUAA